GAUUUACGGAUUUCUUUAAUUCAGCAUAAAAGUUUUGUUACUUUCUCUUUCUUUAAAUACACUGCACUUUUCAACAUUAUUAAAAAUUUAUUUUCUGUAACAACACGCCAUUAUCUGAGCGGAAAAAAUGAGUGAAGAAAAUUACCGUAGUGCCACAAAAUCUCAUGACCCCGGCUGGAAUGAUCCCCCGAAACUAGGCUACUCCCCAUCAUCGGUGGCUAGCUCUGGCCAAACCUCGAAGCUCAAUCUGAACAAACGCGUCGCUUUUCCCACUUCCGGUGGACCACCUGCAACUGCCUCUCCCGGUGCACCGGCAGCAACAAGCUCGGGUGCAAGCUCUCUGCCACAGUUUGUCCCAUCUGCUUCCCUACCACCGUCGUCGCCUUCAGUGACCCCCAGUGCUCCUCCAGUGGGUCAGCUCACGGUUGGCACACCUCCCAAAGCAAUCGCCAUGCAGCUUUCGAAGUCAACGACCAACUCCGAGGAUGGUGGUGAAUAUCCGGCGAAGCCGGAGAUGUUGGUGUACGUUCGUGAUACCUUGGAAAAAUGCGUUCUAAAGUUAGAGACAUCCAAGCAGGCGGAUAUCCGCAAACGACUAUCUGUGAUCGAACAGAGCUGGGCGAACGAAAAGCUCGGUGAACCUUUGCAACGAAAGCUGUACCGAUUGGCUCAAGCACUGACAGACGGCAAGCCGAACGAAGCUAACGAAAUGCACCGCUCGAUAGUGCUGGACCAUGGGCGUGACUGCGUACAGUGGGCACCGGCUUUAAGGCAGCUGGUGAUGGCAUUGCCCAAGCAGGCGGAACUCCCGAAUGGAGAAAGUGCGGAAGCGGGGGCUAUCCUGAAACCUAUCUAGUGAUUUAGUUUACAUGUUUUUGUUUCGCUAACAAUAAAG
Sabethes cyaneus is the source of this 895-nucleotide messenger RNA. Its product is annotated as steroid receptor RNA activator 1-like. Gene Ontology annotation, cellular component: nucleus. The record is from RefSeq and is a predicted model, not a curated record. NCBI's taxonomy places the organism in Eukaryota, Metazoa, Arthropoda, Insecta, Diptera, Culicidae. The coding region runs from base 128 to 856 and encodes 242 amino acids. Gene Ontology annotation, biological process: regulation of transcription by RNA polymerase II. The transcript has 3 exons.